UCUGAUCACCAUUCCAAAACACGCUUCAUUUUCUCUUUAAUAUUUCACAGCACACUUCUCUCUUUCCCGUGCUCAAUAUUUCUUCUUUGAUUUCCCCAACAAAAACAAGACAAUAUGGCAGCAGAGCUUCUUCUUACGUUUGCCGUGGAGGAGUCUUUGAGAAGGAUGAUUUCCAUAGCUGCUGAAGGGAUCGGACUUGCUUGGGGAUUGAAUGGACAGCUGCAAAAGCUCGUAGAUUCUUUGACCAUGAUUCAAGCUGUGUUGCGAGAUGCAGCAACAAGGCCAGCGGCAGAAGAUGGUGUGAAGCGUUGGCUGGAUAAGCUUCAAGAUGCAGCUCAUGAUGCUGAAGAUGUUCUAGACGAGUUUGAUUAUGAACAGAAGGGAAAGGUAUGUGAUUUUGUUUCACUCCACAAUCCUAUUGUAUUCCGUUGGAAAAUGGGUCAUAAAGUCAAGAGGAUCCAUGGAGCCUUAGAUGAAAUCCUGAAACUGGGCGGUGAUCUUGGAUUGGCAAAUCGCCCUGAAGUUAGGCGAGAUCCACCCCGGCAGACAGAUUCCUUCCUUGACAGCUCAGCUGACACCUCAGCAGUUGUAGUAGGAAGGGAGGAUGAUGUCUCUAAAGUUGUGGAAUGGCUGACCGAAUCCCAACAUGUCCUUUCGGUUGUUCCUAUAGUGGGGAUGGCUGGCCUCGGAAAGACUACUAUAGCAAAGAAUGUUUAUAAAGAGGUCAAGGAAAGAAAGCUUUUUGAUGAAACAAUAUGGGUUUGUGUUUCUAAUCAUUUUGAUGAAGUGAAGAUUUUACGAGAAAUGUUGCAAACGAUAGAUAAAACUACGGGGGCGUUGGAGAAUAUUGAUGCAAUUCUUCAAAACCUCAAGAAACAGCUGGAAAAUAAAACAUUUCUUCUUGUUCUCGAUGAUGUGUGGAAUCGUAAUCGUAAUAAAUGGAAUGGUUUGAAGGAUGGGUUGUUAAAAAUUAAAAGCAAAAAUGGGAAUGCUGUUGUUGUUACAACCCGCAUUAAGGAAGUAGCAAGCAUGAUGGAGACUUCUCCUGGGAUUCAGCUCGAGCCAGAAAAACUAUCAGAUGAUGAAUGUUGGUCCAUUAUCAAGCAAAAAGUGAGUGGGGGUGGAGGAGCACCAUUAGCUGCAGACUCGGAAUCUAUUGGAAAAGAGAUUGCAAAGAAAUGUGGGGGGCUUCCAUUGCUUGCUAAUGUUUUGGGAGGAACACUGCGGCAAAAGGAGACAAAGGAGUGGGAGUCAAUUCUAAGCAAUAGAUUUUGGCAUUCCACCGAUGGAAAUGAAGCUUUGGAUAUAUUGAGAUUCAGUUUUGAUCACCUGUCAUCUCCAUCACUGAAAAAAUGUUUUGCAUACUGUUCCAUUUUUCCUGAAGAUUUUGAAAUUGAAAGGGAAGAGCUAAUUCAACUUUGGAUGGGUGAAGGUUUUCUUGGGCCAUCAAAUCAGAGGAUGGAAGACAUGGGCAACAAGUAUUUCAAUGACUUGCUUGCAAACUCCCUUUUUCAAGAUGUUGAAAGGAAUGAGUAUGGGAUGGUAACAAGUUGCAAGAUGCAUGAUCUUGUGCAUGAUCUUGCAUUACAGGUCUCAAAAGCAGAAACGUUAAAUCCAGAGCCGGGUUCGGCUGUUGAUGGUGCAUCUCAUAUUCUUCAUCUCAAUCUCAUUUCUUGUGGGGAUGUUGAGUCAACAUUUCAAGCGCUUGAUGCUAGAAAGUUGCGUACUGUUUUCUCAAUGGUUGAUGUAUUGAAUCAGUCUAGGAAAUUCAAAAGCUUGAGAACUCUCAAAUUGCAACGGUCUAAUAUCACAGAAUUACCAGAUUCAAUUUGCAAGCUGAGACAUUUGAGAUAUCUUGAUGUCUCACAUACCAAUAUCAAAGCAUUACCAGAAUCCAUCACCAAUCUCUACCUUUUGGAAACAUUAAGACUCACUGAUUGUUUCUGGCUACAAAAGCUUCCCAAGAAAAUGAGAAAUUUAGUUAGCUUGAGACACCUUCAUUUUAAUGAUAAAAACCUAGUGCCGGCUGAUGUGAGCUUCUUAACACGUCUACAAACGUUGCCAAUCUUUGUUGUGGGUCCAGAUCAUAAAAUUGAAGAGCUGAGAUGUUUGAAUGAGCUAAGAGGAGAAUUGGAGAUAUGGUGUCUUGAGCGAGUGAGAGACAGAGAAGAUGCCGAGAAGGCAAAACUGCGUGAAAAAAGAAUGAACAAAUUGGUGUUUAAAUGGAGUGAUGAAGGUAACAGCAGUGUUAACAUCGAGGAUGUGCUGGAUGCUCUACAGCCUCACCCAGACAUAAGAAGCUUAACAAUUGAGGGUUACUGGGGUGAAAAGUUCCCAUCAUGGAUGUCUAUGUUGCAGCUCAAUAAUUUGAUGGUGCUGAGAUUGAAAGAUUGCAGCAACUGCAGACAACUCCCAAUACUCGGAUGUUUUUCUCGCCUUGAGAUUCUAGAGAUGAGUGGAAUGCCUAAUGUGAAAUGUAUAGGCAAUGAGCUCUAUAGUAGUAGUGGCAGCACAGAAGUACUGUUUCCAGCACUAAAAGAACUCAGCCUGUUGGGUAUGGAUGGUCUUGAAGAAUGGAUGGUACCGUGUGGAGAAGGUGAUCAAGUAUUUCCUUGUCUUGAAAAGUUGAGCAUUGAGUGGUGUGGCAAGUUGAGAAGCAUUCCGAUAUGUGGUCUUUCAUCUCUUGUAGAAUUUGAAAUUGCAGGAUGUGAGGAACUGAGAUAUUUGUCUGGUGAAUUUCAUGGCUUCACGUCUCUUCAGUUGUUGAGCAUAGAGGGUUGUCCAAAGCUGACAUCAAUUCCAAGCGUACAACACUGCACAACUCUGGUGAAAUUGGAUAUAGAUGGCUGCCUUGAGUUGAUCUCAAUUCCUGGUGAUUUUCAAGAAUUGAAAUAUUCUUUGAAGAUAUUGUCGAUGUAUAAUUUGAAAUUGGAAGCUCUUCCGAGCGGACUACAAUGUUGCGCAUCUCUAGAGGAAUUGUACAUAUGGGAUUGCAGGGAGCUUAUCCAUAUCAGUGAUUUACAAGAAUUGUCUUCGCUUCGAAGAUUAGAGAUUAGAGGUUGUGAUAAGAUCAGCAGUAUUGAAUGGCAUGGUUUACGACAAUUACCUUCUCUUGUUUAUUUAGAAAUCAGUGGGUGUUGGAGUUUGAGUCAUUUCCCAGACGUUGAUUGCUUAGGCGGCCUCACCCAACUGAAGGAAUUGGCCAUUGGUGGUUUCUCAGAGGAGCUGGAGGCUUUUCCUGCAGGAGUUUUAAACUCAUUCCAACACCUCAACUUGUGUGGAUCCCUUGAAAGACUGGAGAUAUGUGGAUGGGAUAAACUGAAGAGCGUACCGCAUCAACUCCAACACCUCACUGCCCUUGAGAGAUUGGAAAUAUGUGAUUUCAGGGGAGAGGGAUUUGAGGAAGCUUUGCCAGAUUGGUUGGCCAACCUUUCUUCUCUUCGAUAUCUUGGGAUUGAUAAUUGUAAGAAUCUUAAGUAUCUGCCAAGCUCAACAGCCAUUCAACGCCUCUCCAAACUGAAGGGAUUGCGGAUUUUGGGGGGAUGUCCACAUCUCUCAGAAAAUUGUAGAAAGGAGAACGGCUCUGAGUGGCCCAAGAUUUCUCAUAUCCCAACAAUCGAUAUAGUAUAGAGGGUACAAGUAGCUUAGAGGCCUAGAUCUGCAAACAGGACUUUUCACACUAAGACAUAUGAAAGCUACUACCAGGAACUUCGAUGCGGAAAACAAAGUCGACAAAGUCGGCAAGGGUGAUUUCAGUCCUGUAACUGCAUGUUUAAUGGUUCUGUCCUAACUACAUUCUAUAAGUUAGCCGUAGAAAAUAGCUAUGGAAAUAGGUCAUAUGUUCCCCAUAAACCUUUUGGAUUCUUUCUAGUUUUAGAUGUAGUAAGGCAAAUAAAGAAAGCAGUGCAAACUAUUAAUUGCUAGCCAUAAGUUUGAGGUGGGAACUUUUAAUUAUUGAACACAGCGUUCACUAUCAGAUGGAACUGUGUGAUUGCAGUGAUGCUGCUUUCCUCAAAGUCUAAGCAAGGAAACCGUGAAAUUGUGAAUGAGAUAGGAAUGAUAUCUGCACUGCAACAUCCAAAUCUUGUAAAGUUGUGUUGAAGGAAACCAAUUGAUGCUUGGGUACGAGUACAUGCAGAACAAUUGCCUGUCCCGUGCUCUAUUUGGGAAGGGUGUAAAGUUCUGAUUGAAACUGGACUGGCCUAUCAGGCAGAAAAAUUGCCUGGGAGUAGCUAGAGGUUUGGAUUACCUCCAUGAAGAGUCAAUAAUAAAAAUUGGGCAUGGGGAUAUCAAAACAAGCAAUGUGUUUCUUGAUAAGGAACUCAAUGCCAAAAUUUCUGAUUUUGGUUUGGCAAAGCUAAAUGAAGAUGGACAGUACCCACAUCGGCACUCGGAUUGCUGGAACCAUUGGUUAUAUGGCUCCUGAGUAUGCAAUGCGUGGCUACUAAACUAACAAAGAAAAUGUUUGUAGCUUCGGAGUUGUUGCUUUGGAAAUUGUAAGUGGCCUAUGUUUUGCAAGAGAGUGGAAGUCUUUUGGAGUUGGUAGAUCCAGAAUCGGGGUCAGAGUAUUUUUCAGAGGAGGCUAUGGUGAUGCUAAAUGUCGCCCUCUCAUGCACCAAAGCAAAUUCUUGUGAAUCUUGUUGCAGCUGAUAAGCCUAUAUGAUGUAGAACAGAGUUAAAGCUGCAAAGAGAAAGGGAGUGAAUGACUCUGGCAGUACCUGAUGGAACAUAAAAUGAUGCUUAUGCAAAGAGAAAUUGGACAUAUACAUUUGUCAAGCAGAAUGUUUGGUGCAUCCAUUAUUGAUCAUGUAGAAAGCAUCAAAUCCUUAUUCGAAAAACAUGGCCAAAUCAAUUUUUUUUGAAGCUUAAUUAUUGAGGACAGACACAAAUCCUGUUUCAUUUCAAUUAAUCAGUUGUAACGGAUUCGGCAUAAUUAUUGCUAAGAUAUUUCUUUUCUUUCCCAUCAA
Molecule: messenger RNA, 4967 nt
Organism: Populus trichocarpa (black cottonwood)
Lineage: Eukaryota; Viridiplantae; Streptophyta; Magnoliopsida; Malpighiales; Salicaceae
Product: putative disease resistance protein RGA3
Exons: 5
Coding region: 115-3630 (1171 amino acids)
Biological process (GO): defense response to other organism
Molecular function (GO): ADP binding; protein binding
Source: RefSeq, a predicted model, not a curated record